AUGCAGUUCUCCGCCGUCAUUCUCCUUGGCCUCGCCAGCGCAGUCUCUGCCAGACCAUUCAACUGGCUUGACCUGUUCGGCUUCGAUAGCAGCAGCUCGCUGCCCCUCCCAACUGCCACUGGUAUCCCAACCGGCACGGGCACCCAAAUUACCCUCACUCCCACUGGCACUGGCACCGGCAUUCCUACUGGAACCGGCACCGGGAUCCCAAUCCCAACCGGCACUGGUACCCUGCCAUACCCAACCGGCACCGUCACUGACACCGUCGUUCCAUCUGGCACCUACCACUGGCCAACCACCAUUCCAACCCCUUACAUUUAA
This is a messenger RNA of Arthroderma uncinatum, 321 nucleotides long. RefSeq lists its product as uncharacterized. The transcript has a single exon. The record is from RefSeq and is a predicted model, not a curated record. Lineage: Eukaryota; Fungi; Ascomycota; Eurotiomycetes; Onygenales; Arthrodermataceae. The coding region runs from base 1 to 321 and encodes 106 amino acids.